Messenger RNA from Rotaria sp. Silwood1, 657 nucleotides. The record is from the annotation of a GenBank genome assembly. Lineage: Eukaryota; Metazoa; Rotifera; Eurotatoria; Philodinida; Philodinidae.
AUGAAAGCAGGUUUUAUGAACAUGAAUUCCAGUGACGUCGAAUAUAAUGAUGAUAUGCAAUUUAUUGAAAAAAUAAGAAAAAGAAAUGUUCAUAUAAGUGAUGAUGAUUUCGGUGCAUUUGAAAAGUACACUAAAGUUGUUAAACCUCAAGGUAAAGAUGCAGUUGGUCGAAAUGGCAAUGAAGAUCCAAAUCAUGUUAUGUCUAGUCAAGAACCUGUACUUGAUAGAUCAAUACGAACAUCGAAAAAAAAAUUCUGGUCCGAGUUUACAACAAUGAGUACACAAGUGAGACGUGCUGCAUCAUUGGUAAAACCUUGUGUUACAAUUGCUAAUGUUUCAUAUCGAAUGGUGAGAUGUGUCACACGAGAAAUUCAACAAUGGUAUAUUGGUUGGCGUCUAUUACUUCCAGAAACAGUUGUUAAUCAUACCAUAAUAAAAGAAAAAUUAAGAAAAAGUUUAGUUAUGAUUGAACGAAGAAUGCCACAAGCAUCUCCACCUCAGUCAUAUACUAUUAAUAAUUGUAGUAUUAAAAUAUCAUCAUCAACUAUUAUUUCAUCAAUUAAAGGUCGUGUUGAAAAAGAAGCUACUAAACAUAAUCAAUCGUUUUUAUCAAUACCAAAUCGAACAUUUUCAGGGAAAACAAAUUUAUUAAUUUGA